Messenger RNA from Brugia pahangi, 1569 nucleotides. Lineage: Eukaryota; Metazoa; Nematoda; Chromadorea; Rhabditida; Onchocercidae. The record is from the annotation of a GenBank genome assembly.
AUGAAACAGCGUAAAGUAUAUAUUGGUACGGACAGAGCGAUGUUGCAACAUCGAUGUGAAUGGGAUUAUCAUCUUGAACAUCCGGAACGACUCAGUGCUGUUUUGGAGAAACUUGAGAGUUCUGGUCUACUGAAUCGAUGUACACAUCUGAAGCCUAAGAAAGCUAACUUGGAAGAUCUUUGUUUGGUUCACAGCCGAACGUAUGUUGAACGAAUUGCUCAAACACGGAAUAUGGAUCUUGAGGAGCUGGAAAAAAUUGCGUCAACUUUUGAUGAUGUAUAUUUCAAUAAUUAUUCUUAUGAAGCAGCUGCGAUAAGUGUUGGUAUAUCAUUGCAAGCUAUGGAGGCUGUUCUUUCUGAUGGAGAAAGAAAGAGUUCGUCCUUCGCAGUAAUUCGGCCACCAGGUCAUCACGCAUCACGUGAAAGAGCAUGCGGUUUUUGCAUAUUCAAUAAUGCCCGAACUCUCGGUGUGGAAAAAGUUUUAAUUGUGGAUUGGGAUGUCCAUGCCGGUCAAGGGACACAGUAUGCUGUAGAAGAUGACCCAAAAAUCAAGCUUAUAUCAAUUCAUCGUUAUCAACAUGGACUGUUUUGGCCUCAUUUACCUGAAAGUGCAAUUUCUCAUGGAUAUAAAAAUACAAUCAAUGUGCCUUUGAAUGGAGUUGGUAUGGGUGAUUCAGAAUAUAUUGCAUUUGUACAACAUUUUGUUGUCCCUAUAAUUUAUGACUUUGUUCCAAGUUUAAUUUUGAUAUCAUCUGGAUUUGAUGCUGGUUUUGGUGACGAAGAAGGAAAUAUGAACGUAAGUCCGGCUGGAUACUACUGGAUGACGAAAUUAAUUCUCGAUGCAGCUACUGCAGUCGGAUCGCCGUUGUGUAUGUUGAUGGAAGGUGGUUAUUUUAUCGACUCCCUUGCAUAUGGUGUUCAGUUUUGCAUAAAAGCUCUACUUAAUGACCCAGAACCACAUAUUGAAGUAGGAUUAUGUAGCCAUGUUUUUCUUCACUCAUUGCACAGUGCAGUUUUAUUUCACGCCUCCGAGUUUCCACGUCUCCAGUUACUUGCUGACGUUACUUCUCAUGUAAGGAUCCGCUCUUUUGUUCCAGCAAUAACGCCAAUCAAAACUGAAUAUAAAUAUCAAAAGGUAUCGGAUGGGCAAGAUGAUAUAUAUCCUACGCGAGGAAUAUAUGUCCGUCCAGCAGAAUCAUUAAUUGAACGUUUACAACAGGAACUUCAAGAAAUAAUAUCGAAUAGUUACAGUAUGAAGAAUAAGGAAGCUAUAUCGUUGGUUUUUGCUCAAAAAGUAAAUGAAGAGAAUACUGAAAAGGAGAUUCAAAUAGAAGUGAAAGAUCUUGAACACAGUGCAGUUGUCGAUUUUAUACAGCUACAUGUUUUAAAUACACCAUGUAUAAAACUCAUCCUAUCAGAAAAGAAUCGAAUGGAUCGAUUAAAGUAUACGCAGAAUAAUUGUAGCGAAGAUACAGUUAUUAGUAUUGUUGAAAGCCUUUUCAAAUUAUUCAAUCACCAACAUUGUAUUAAUUUUAAACAUUUAUUAAAUUUUGAGCUAGACUUAACAUAG